Candidula unifasciata is the source of this 376-nucleotide messenger RNA. NCBI's taxonomy places the organism in Eukaryota, Metazoa, Mollusca, Gastropoda, Stylommatophora, Geomitridae. The record is from the annotation of a GenBank genome assembly.
ACAGUCUUUAGACUCGGCAGUGAUGGAAGAGUGGGCCCUCCACUGUUGGCAUCAGUCUCCAGAGAGCGAGGAGCCUCCGACAUUUUGGUUGAGCCGCGAUUACCAGAUUCAGGCCGAGAUUAUGAAAAACGGCUUCUCUGGAUACGGAAGUCUUUUCACCAAAGAAGGAUUCCUGGAGCUGACCGCCCGCCUGCCCUACGUCAAAGUGGGACCUGUGAGAUUCAGCCAUAUCACCUACCUGAUGAUGGCCGUGGCCUGGCUGACGGUAGCACACGCCGUCAUGAGCUUCUACAGCUGUUCCAACGGUCAGUAUGAGUAUUACUGCCCAGAAGGUGAUGUGGAUUGUUUGGUUCAGUGGCUUGUUGAAGGCGACUGA